AUGGCCACUCCGAGCUCCUCCAAGGACAAGUUCUUCGAGAGGGUAAUUAACCCCUACUUGUCGGAGGUGACGAAGCACCCUCAAACUAUCGAGAUGCGUGAGGGGGUGCUCCACAUCCGGGAUGUUCAAGGGCCCAAGGGGAAGGGAACCGCGGAGGCCAGGCUCGAAGCCAUGGAGCAGGAGGUUUUCAAGUGCAAGGGGAUGGUGGAGCGCGGACUCAACGCCAACCACCACAUGAUUACGGAUUUCACCCAUGAUCACAAGGUGGAUGGUCGGUCUAUGAAGGACGUCAUCUUCACCCUCAACGAGCAAAUCAACUUCCUACAAAGCCAGAUCUACGAUCUCCAAAAUCAAGUCUUUUUUAUAUGA
Molecule: messenger RNA, 369 nt
Organism: Aegilops tauschii subsp. strangulata
Lineage: Eukaryota; Viridiplantae; Streptophyta; Magnoliopsida; Poales; Poaceae
Source: RefSeq, a predicted model, not a curated record